UUAAGUUCUCAUCCUAAUGCAGGGAAUGAUGCCUUCUUCAACUGCUCCGCCUCAGCCGUCGUUCGUCAAUACUCUACAGUGAGCUUCACAGACUGAGCAGGCUCUUCCGAGACAGGGAGAAAAUGGAUAUGGCCGCAACUAUAUCGACGAGCUCAUCCCUCUCCUCCAUUCUCAGAAACCCUCAAUUGCUCGCACCCUCCAAAUUCAAAUUCACGCCCCUCACAUCGUCGUCGCCUUCUUCCUUCCCUCUCCACUGUCCAAAACCCAUCUCCAUCUCCACGAGAUCCAGUGUUUCGCCCAUUCCCAAGUCCUUAGCGGAUGGCACCGCUUCCUCCUCCUCUCUCACAUCCAACUACCCCCUCUCAUCUCCUAAGAACCUCAAAUCUCGCCUCCAAAGUGGCGAAUCCCUUUAUGGCCUCUUCCUCCUCACCUUCUCUCCCACCAUUGCCGAGAUCGCAGGUCUCGCCGGAUACGAUUUUGUUGUUGUCGAUAUGGAACACGGUCACGGCGGCAUCUCUGAUGCGCUGCCCUGCCUACAUGCACUCGCUGCCGCCGGAACCGCCGCGAUUCUCCGGGUUCCCGAAACUUGCCCCACCUGGACUAAGAAGGCUCUCGAUCUAGGUCCACAGGGGAUCAUGUUCCCAAUGAUUGAGAGCGCGAGAGACGCUAAGGAAGCGGUUUCGUAUUGCCGGUUCCCGCCCGCGGGAAUUCGCGGCUCCGCCCACCCGAUUGUGAGGGCAUCAGGGUACGGGAUCGAUGAAGGGUAUUUGAAUAAUUACCAGGACGAGCUGCUGAUCAUGUGUCAAAUUGAAUCGGAGAAAGGGGUGAAGAAGGCUGGUGAGAUCGCGGCCGUUGAUGGGGUUGACUGCAUUCAGAUGGGUCCGUUGGACCUUAGUGCUAGCUUGGGGUACUUGUGGGACCCUGGUAACAAGAAGGUGAGAGAAGCGAUGAGGGCGGCUGAGAAAGCAGUGCUCGAGAGCAAGAAGGACAGCAAUGGCGGUGGCGGCGGAGCUUACUUAGCUGGGUUUGCGAUGCCGCAUGAUCCGGCCCUGGAUCUACGGUCACGUGGAUAUAGCAUGGUGUCUGGUGCUACAGAUGUGGGGUUAUUUAGAAGUGUCGCGGUGGAGGAUGUGCUGAUAUUUAAGACGAGCUUGAUGGAAGAGAGCUCUGAUGAUGAGCGUGGAGAUGACAAGGAUGGUGAUGAGAAGUAUUGGAGUGAAUGAGGGACGCCUCUGCUUGUUGCUUUUUGGAUGGUACUUUCUUUGUUUAUUUUUCUUGUUAGAUUACCUCAGCUUUGUAAAUGUGGCGAUUUUUAGUGUUUUUGGAUUAUUCACUCUGAGCUUCUUAGUUUCCUUGUCAUGCAUUGGUCUUGAAUCCAAGCUACAUGUUGACGGCUAAAAAUCUGUAAUGUAUUUGAGUAAUUUGACAACACCAUUGUUUUUCCUCGUAAAUAAUGGUGCAAAGGAGUAUCCUUGUUUGUAAUGGGGUUGUGUCGAUUGCAGACUUUUGGCAUCCGUCUAAACGCACCCUUAGGAAUUUCGUGUUCCAUUUUGAUGCUGGAGAGAGAGAAAUAGAGAAACAUUAGUCUUGUUUUCUUUUGAACGAUUCAACAAGGAAUACAUCAGUCUGGUAAAAAAAAAAAGACAAGGAAUACAUCAGCAGUCCCCCCC
Messenger RNA from Neltuma alba, 1670 nucleotides. RefSeq names its product 2-keto-3-deoxy-L-rhamnonate aldolase-like. Lineage: Eukaryota; Viridiplantae; Streptophyta; Magnoliopsida; Fabales; Fabaceae. The coding region runs from base 123 to 1223 and encodes 366 amino acids. Gene Ontology annotation, molecular function: aldehyde-lyase activity. The transcript has a single exon. The record is from RefSeq and is a predicted model, not a curated record. Gene Ontology annotation, cellular component: cytoplasm.